Anastrepha ludens (Mexican fruit fly) is the source of this 8272-nucleotide messenger RNA. RefSeq lists its product as uncharacterized. Gene Ontology annotation, biological process: G protein-coupled receptor signaling pathway. Bases 1267 to 7251 code for a protein of 1994 amino acids. NCBI's taxonomy places the organism in Eukaryota, Metazoa, Arthropoda, Insecta, Diptera, Tephritidae. Gene Ontology annotation, molecular function: G protein-coupled receptor activity. Gene Ontology annotation, cellular component: membrane. The record is from RefSeq and is a predicted model, not a curated record. The transcript is spliced from 15 exons.
GCGCGUCGCGAUGUAGUUGUGCUAAACAGACGCGAAAAUGGAAAAAAUGAGAAAAUAAACAAGAACAUAAUUAAGGUGUUAAACAGCUAAUUUUAAAUUUGUAGUGAGCACUCAGGAGUCACUUGAAAAGUUGUAAAAAAAAACACCAAAAAAAAAAAAGUAUUCGUUCCAUAGAAAUACAUACGUACGCAAGCAUAUGAGUACAAAUUGUGGGAGUUUGAAAACUGUGAAAGUUUAAAAAUUAUCGGAGUUUGAAAAUUGAGGAAGUUUAAAAAUUGUGGGAGUUCAAAAAUUGUGGAAGUUUAAAAAUCGUGAAAGUUUAAAAAUUGUGCAAAGCUUAAAACAAAUACAGAAAUAAAUAAAAUAACAAGGGGGACAAUUGUGAGCUUUAAAUUAUUAAAAAUUGUGUGUGUGUGUGUGUGUAAAACUAUGGAAAGGAAAAUAAAUAAUCACAACUAUUGAAAAAGUGUGUCUUUUCUACAUAUGAAUAUUUCAAUUAAUUAUUGAAUUCAAACAAAGUGGUAAGAGAAAUUUAAAUGUAAACACAUAAAUAUAUAUAAAAAAAAAAUCAAAAACCAAAAACCAAAAGCCAAAGGCAGUAGUGAAAAAAAAAGAAUUUCGUGUAAUAUGCCGUUAGGAUACCGCCGCGAGGCAACGCCCUACUAAAGUGAGUGUUAAGUGCAACCCAAAAUGGUGUAAGAAAUGCUAAAAUCGGAGCAGUAGAUUGCAGAUCAAAAGCUGACUACCACUCAGCACUGUAAUCUCCCUUUAACAAUUCGUGUACAGCUUGCGGACAAAACCGCUUAUCCACGAUUUAAUUUACAUAAAUGAUGUGCCAUGAAGAGCCUCGCGAGCCCUAGACACAUUGUCUGGACAACGCUGAAGCUGAUGAUGCUGCGAAUGCGAAAUGACGAUGCAACACGCAGAUGAGACCGCGACAAGUGGAAUUAAACACUUAUUGCCCCUGUUGUUGCACCAAUUAAGUGCGCCUUCAAAAAAGAAAGUGCGCAUCAAAAACAAGAGAAAGAGAUAGUAAACAUUUGCGGACAAAAAAAGUUGUACAUUUCGCAACUGGAGCUCUGACUCAGAAGCAAAGAUAACAAGAGAAAUCGAAUAUUUUAAUUUACCAUCAUUUAUACCGUCAAUCACUGAUACCCCUUCAGCUCAAUCACACCGAACCAAAAAAAAAGUAAAAUAAUUAAAAUUAAAAAAAGAAAAUUAAAUUAAAACAGAAAAAGUGCUGCAAGCGCCUUCAAAUCACCGAAAAUGAGGGCGCCCAAUUCAGUCAGGUUGCCCGUCAUAUUGCUGAUAUUUUUGCUGCAAACGUAUAACAACUUGGAUUUGCGUGCAGAUGCUGCUGUCACGUCAUCGAAGUCAGCCGAGGCUGAUAUUGACUCCGAACACACGGAUUCAUACAACAUUCGCCAUGGACGCUCAAAGGUGCGACGCUCCAACGAAAAGGAACACAACCUGUGGGCCAUGCGACCCCAAAACACGCCAACAACCAAUAAAGUGGCAAAUAGACGCAACGUUGAAGCCGCCGUAAGCACAGGUGUCAGUAAAGGCGUACGCAAAGACAGCGCAAUCGUUUCGCAAAACUUCAAAGUGGAGAGCAGUUUGGUGGGUGCCAUAAGCGCUAUCGACUACGAUGAUGAGAUGGCGCCGAGUACAGCAGAAGGCAACAAUCAAAAUUUGACGAUGCACAAGAACAACGAUAAAAUGUAUAAAGUCAAGGAGCAAAAUGAUCGUUUGAGCGGGUUUUGGAGCAGCGAACCUGUCAGCAGCAUUCAAACUGGCAAUGGGCAUUUGUUCGGCAGCGAUUAUUGGCGCAAUUCAGACGCGAACGGUACGUUAAUAAAUCCGCCGGAAAUUAGUGCGCCGCAGCGGUUAAGAAUGUUGUCACAAUCUAUGCCGCAAUACCGGACACAGUCAGUUGGCGAACGAAAUUCACGACGGGCUGAUAAACAAAAUUGGGUAGGUGCUGCACACCCCUUCGGCGCUGCGAAAGCCACCGCAUUGCCAGAAACUGGCAUCAAUGGCCUUGGCACCACUGAUGCGCCAGUCACACAUCGCAUUCGUAAGCUGCAUAUGAAGAAGAUAAUGGAAAGCAUACGGAAUAACGUUGGUAAGAGUCUCGGUGUCAAGUUGACGAAAAAUCAUCAGCGCAGUCUAGUGACUGCAGAACAGCUACAGGGUAGACCAAUGGAUAUAGAGGUCAACCAAGCGCAUGAUACGGCAACCGAUGACAACGCGUUCGAUAGUGCUGACAACAGUAUGGAGGAGGACGUUAGCCAGGAAGACAGUGGCAGUGUGAGUGGUGCAGAUGAAGCCGAUGCCGAAGAUGAUGCGCAAAAUUUCGAUAGCCGCAGUGAUGGUCGGGCUGAUGGUGUUGCCAGUGCUGGUGAGGUGGUGGGAAAUAGUGAGGAAGAUGUAGAGGGCGAGAGUGCAAGCAACGGAGAUGGGGAGAUGGGGAGUCUUGGCGUGGAUAAUGAAGAUGUCAGCAGCAAUGCCUUGGACGCUGACAUCGACAACAGCAACGGUGAAAUGAACGAAGUUUUGCAAUUAGCCGAUGAAUUAGAUAUACCGGGCAAUUCGCUGGAAGAUGUAUAUCAGAACGACGACUAUAUUACAACAACACCAAAUUAUGUCACGACAAGGUCUGAAAACACUGAAGAAUUGACAACUUACACCCCAUUCAUGGCGGAUGCUAUAUACUUUGGUACCACAACACCUACUCCAACUCGGAGGCCGCUUAAAUGGGUGACCACAAAAUUACAGCUCAUACCACAGACGACUAUGCCAACAAAACUUAUGCUGUUGUCCACUGUGCCAUCUAAAGACUUGGCACAGACGAAGCUUUCUCCCAACCCAGUAUGGAAAAAUCAGAACUAUUCCGCAGCGCAACAAAAUCAAAUUGCCGCUAUAGAGCGCCCCACAUGGCACACGAACAGUGCCACACCAACGAAACAAUCCCCGAAUGACCAACUCAACAUUGAACUGACGAAAUCCAAUUCAAUUUCUGGUGACUUGGUUAUAUCCACCAGGUUACAAGAUGACACCAACAUAGCACGAUUUGAAGCCACUACAACGGCAAACGACACAGAAGAAUUUGGCGAGAAUGAAACAAAAAAUGCCACCAACAAGUACUUUGCACUAAAUCUGCCUACAAAUAGCACGGAACCGAUAAUGCCCAAAGUGCUGAAUGAAGAUUUCGACUGGCCAAUUAGCAACUUCUCGAUAGAACCCAACCAAUUGGCGAGCACCAGCGUUGGCGGCAUCGGUUUGGAUCGGCAACAGUCGUUCGAUGUCGAAGAAAUAAAUUUCGAAAAUGUCGUACUAGAUAACUUGGACGACAUUACAAUGGACGACGGCCAUAUGGACAAUCGGAAUGCACACGGUUUUCCGGUAAGUAGCUCGGCCGACGUGAAUGGCGGCGAAGACGGUAACGAAACCGAAGGCGAAGACGAAACGAAUCGGUUUUUGGCGGGCGUAGUCGAUGCGGCAAACGAAGACGAAAUAUACGAUUGGGACGAGAUAUCGCGAAAUAAUCGACGUAAUUUGAUGCGCGGACGGGAUGUCGUAACGAAAUUUUUACAAAUUGUUGAAACGCAACAUUUGCUCGGUGCCAAUUGUGAGGCCGGAACGUCGUUAAAUUUGGGUGAAGGCGUAGUCGAUCGAUACGCACAGGAUCGGUUUCGAGUUGAAGCAGAGGUGGCGGUGAAUCGUGCCAAUAUGCUAACCAGAAUUUUCAAGAUGACUACACCGGCCGCUCAAGCUGACGUUAAUCUCUUACACGCUUCCGUUCUUUCGAUGGUCGAAUUCGAUGAUGACAUUUUCGCGGCUGGCAAUUGUUUCGACUGGAAUGAACACCCUUCCCAAACGGGACUCUUCUGCCCUUUUGCCUAUCGUCUGCCGGCACCGAACCUCGGCGCCAUUCUCGCCAAGGACCUAUCCAUGGAGUAUCACUACCUCGGCAAUACGUCCGAAUGGUUUUUUCAGGCGCGUAAGAACGCGGAGAAGGUGAUUGUGCGCAACGAACAGUACCUUAAGUCCUUCCAUCUGUACUCUAACAAAACCGAUGAGCGCAUCGAAUAUGACACAUUGGCUGUGAAGUAUGAGGAUGGGCGUUGGUCCAAGCCCUAUUAUGAUUGCGGAGGCGGCAAUAUUUGGAUGCUGACUUAUACAGUGCCAUUUUUCGGCUACGAGAAUGGAACCUAUCAUUUCAAAGGCACAUCGGGCAUCGAUAUUGAUUUGAGGCGUGUCGAUAUCGACCAGUGCCCGCAACGAAAUUCGCCGGGCAGCAACCAACCGCUGAACAUCUUCGCUGGGACCGAUAAAUGUAAACAACGCACAACUAUGUGUGAAGCUCUAAAAGGUUUGGGAUUUCGUCGUGGCUCCUAUAAAUGCGUUUGCCGGAAAGGCUACUACUUUCCCGAUACCAUCUCCACUCAGAAGUUCUUCAAUGGCAGUUUGCUGGAGGAGGAGUACGAGAAGCUAAUGUUGGGCAAAAACUCCACCUACAACAUUAUCAAUGAGUACGAAUGUCUACCCUGCGCUGAGGGCUGUGACUACUGCGAGGAUGGCUCGCCUUGCAUCGCAGCGCUUAAUUGGCCGAUGCGUACAAGUAUUUUGGUGUUGGCAUGCACCGUUAUUGGGCUGCUACCACCAGCAGCUUGGUUUACAUUUCGAUAUCAACAAGUGAAGGUCGUACGCGCCGCCAGCCCUGCACUGUUGCGCGUCAUAGCUUUGGGCGCCUUCUUCAUCUACUGCACGAAUAUUGUGAUGUACCCUAACCCGAAUCUAUACACCUGCACAGCGCGCAUUUGGCUACGCGAAAUCGGAUUCUCACUAACUUACGGCGCUUUGAUGUUGAAAACUUGGCGCAUUUCGGUGAUAUUUCGUGUACGUUCAGCGAAAGCGGUGAAAAUCACAGACGCAGCACUAUUGAAGCGACUUGGCAUUAUUUGCGGUGUCAUUGGUACGUGCCUGCUGGUGCGUACAUUGGUUGCACCGCCCGAUGUUGUGGUCGGCCGCACUGCCGAUGAUCUGAAAGCGUUUUUAUGCAAAACGGAUUACUGGGAUUACACGUUCACAUCAAUGGAGGUUCUAUUUCUCGCCUGGGGUGUGCGACUUUGCAUUAUGGUGCGGAAAGCGCCGUCCGAAUUCAAUGAAAGUCGCUUUAUUUCGAUGGCCAUCUAUAAUGAAUUUCUGCUGACUUGCUUCCUCAAUGUCUCCAUGCUAUUCCUACAAUCACCGGCUAAUCCUGACUUACUCUACAUCAUUUUCUUCUGUCACACUCAACUGACGGUGACACUUUUAUUGUGUCUAAUAUUUGGCAGUAAGGUUUACAUUGUGCUGCGCAGCGGUAAAUCGCAUCAAGAGGCCAUUGGUAUGGGUGCGAAAUCCUCCGGCGCCAAAUUCAAUUUUCGUCCACAAGUGCGCACAUUUGCUAAUCCCAGCUCGGUUACCACGUCCACCGUUCCCGCACCAGGCACCACUUCAGGGGAUACCAGACUAUCCGACCAGGAAGCACUCGAAGAAAUCCGCCAGUUGAGUGUGCAGCUGCAACGCAUUCAAGAGAUGGCACCACCCAAGGGCGUAGCCGUUAUGACAAUCUCCAGCUUACUGGAUGGCCUUAAGACGCCAGGUGGCAUGAUAAUGGUCGCUGCUGCUGCGUCUCAGGCUGCUACUUCCAACAAUCAACUCGCAGUACGCCCAUUCACGCCCGGCGGAGGCGGUGGUUGUGCGAGUGCUAGCAGCGGAGGCGCCUUACCUUUGCUCGCACUCAGCACAGAGAUGGAAAAAUACAAUCAGCAGCUGCAUGCAACACAUAACAAUAAUAUCACUGUAGCAGCGUCUUUAAGUGGGACUGGUGGUGGUGAUGUUGCACAGCCAUCUCGGUCUAGAGCAACACUGCUAGAAGUGGAGACUAGCACCACCACCUUAGAGGAGUUUACGCUGGUGGCACGAGAGGACCGAGCUAUAAAUACGGAUUUGACGCGCAGUGAAGACUUCCACCAGCAGGCGCUGGGCUGUGCAUCGGGUCAUAUAAUCUGCACGCGCUGCUUGGUUAUUUCGAAGGAACACUACUUCGGUUGUCGCCCAUUCACACCACCACAUGGACUGCUGCCAAGCUAUUACGAUAGCGGGCAUAGAAGAUCUGGUGUUGGUAGAAGUGGGAAGCGCGAACAAGCAGACGAGAUGCUUAGCAGAGCUACAUGCCAGCAACUGGGCUCGCCCCAACCGGAAGGCAGCAUUAGUUUCGCAAAUAUAAAACUAGAGUGCAUGUGCUCACAACCGGACUUGGAGCUCGACACGGAGUUGGACAUUCCACAAAGGCGGCGCCUUAAUGUACGCAGCGCAGCAACCAAUACACCGCCAUCCACUGGAGGCAGCAGUAGACGCUGUAGUUGUCGCGCGAAAAUGUGCAGCCCGAGGUGGCAAGGUGGUGGCGGUGAGGGUGGCGACGGUGACGGUGAUGUCAGCUACCGUAUUUGUGAUAAUUGUAAAAAUAAGUAUCGAAAUAGCAAUAAAUAUGGCGGUAGAAAGUUCCGAAAGAGUACUCGUCUUACGUCUUCGUCAACGACUAUGGCAACGCUAGCAGCAGCUACAGCAAUAAAGGCGGACGAUGAACAUCAGGCGCAGAAAAAUCUCUUGGCGGCGCGCGCCGGUGUAAGUCAGACGCGCAGCAGUGACUUGCUGGACCGCCAACUUUCAAGUGCAAUCGCCGGUCUGGCAGGCAGCAUCGCAUCAGCGGAUCAGAAACAAAAGAUGCACUCCACCGAUGAUAUCAUUUUCUAUACCACCACCGACGAGAGCAGCACCAACAGUGACGACUCUUUGGACGACGACGACGACCGAGAGGGUGCAUGCAGUCGACUGCGUAGACGGCGACGUGAGCUGACAUAUCAGUCCACAUCUGCACUUGGUACUACUUUAAGCGGCUGUGCGACGUUGCAAAAAGUGGGGCAAAUGGCGACAUCAGAAAUCUCAGUGGCGGCGACAACAGCACCCAGCGCUGUGGCGCCGACAAACGAAAUACCGCUGAAAGCUGAGUCGACUGGUAAUGCACAAUCAAUAGGUAAUGUCUCCAAUACCUCAAAUAUCUCGGCGAAAAGCGGCGAGAAAGCAGCGCCAAAUGGUGGUGAUAACAAUGCCAAGACGAAUGGGUCUGGGCGUGCAAAACGACCCGACAAACUGAUACUCGAUCUGAAUGAUCGAUCCAAGUAUACCAAAGAGGUUUCCGUAUAGAUUUCUAGCAAUGGGUGCUAUAUUAAGAAUGUUACCGUUAUAGGUGUGCGGGUAAGCACUUCGCUAAGUUAAGAUAUGUAAGUAGACUAGGGAAGAAAGUGAGAUGGAGUAUUUUGUAAAUAUGACGGCAGAAAUUUGGAAAUAAGGCGCAUAAAUGCAUAUGCACUGUGAUGAUUUGAGAAAUUGUUAAUAUUUAUAACUAUUUAUAUAAUAAUAGAAUAAGAAGAAAGUGGGGAGUGAGCAUCUUUAAUAGUCACUAAUGUUAAUGUAAUGUACAUAGAAAACCCAUAGAGUUCGCAUAUGAAAUUAAUUUGUUUGCGUAAUUAAGAUGGAAGGGAGCCGGAAUUCAUUGCGGGUUCGAAAAUUUUGCUAUUGAAGGGUUUUACUGCUAGUUGGCAACAUGAAUUUUCAACACAAACUGCAACUAUUUUUUUUUCUUCUUAUUUACUAGAGUUUUUUCUCCAAGCCAAGAAAAUCAAUACAAAUUUUUGAGUGCCAGUGUUUCAUUUCUAGAAUUUUUAUUUUCUUUUAAUUUUUUUCCAUGUUUUAGGAGGCAACUAAAGUUAAAACAUUUGAGGUGUCAAUCUUUUACGCCAAAAAUCAAAUACAGCAAGUUUCCUAGAUAUUAGCUUACAUUUUUGCACAAAUCGAAAACUAGCUCCUGGGCAGGCAAUGGCAAACCUCCGAGUGUAUUUCUACCAGGAAAAAGCUCCUCAUAAAAACCAUUUGCCGUUCAGAGUCGACUUAAAACCGUAGAUCCCUCUAUUUGUGGGACAACAUCAAGACGCACACCAGAAAUAGAAGGAGGAGCACGGCUAAAGACCCAAAAACGGUGUACGCACCAAUUAUAAAGGGUGGUUAAGUUUCAAGGGCCGGUGUUCAUUUUGAAUAAAAUACAAUUUUUUUCAGAAAUUAUUAUCAUUUCUCUUUAUUAUGAUAAUAUUGGUAUGGUUCAAUUACGUAUGGAAUAAAAUAUUGGCCUCGGCAGAACACCUUCAUCCGAUGGUCCAAAUUUUCGAUG